AAAAAACUAGGACUAGGGUUUUAGAGAACGAGUGAGUGAAACGCCGAAGAACUCUGUGUAGCAUUUCAUAGAGAAGAUGGCAGCAGCAGUAGCAGCAGCACCAGUAGUUGAGGGAGCCGGUGCACCACAAUAUGAUGUCAAGCUCUUCAACAAAUGGACGUUUGAUGAAGUCGCGGUCAGUGACAUGUCAUUGGUGGAUUACAUUGGUGUUGCUGCUAGGCACGCAACAUAUGUCCCACACACAGCUGGUAGGUACUCAGCAAAAAGGUUUAGGAAGGCCCAGUGUCCCAUUGUGGAGAGGCUGACCAAUUCCCUGAUGAUGCAUGGGCGAAACAACGGGAAGAAGAUCAUGGCAGUUCGCAUAAUUAAGCAUGCCAUGGACAUCAUCCAUCUCCUUACAGACCAAAACCCCAUCCAAGUUAUUGUUGAUGCAGUCAUCAACAGUGGACCAAGAGAGGAUGCUACACGAAUUGGGUCGGCUGGUGUUGUGAGGCGUCAAGCUGUCGAUAUCUCUCCUCUUAGACGUGUCAACCAGGCCAUCUAUCUACUUACAACUGGUGCACGUGAGAGUGCUUUCAGGAACGUCAAGACCAUAGCUGAGUGCCUGGCUGAUGAAUUGAUCAAUGCUGCCAAAGGGUCUUCGAACAGUUAUGCAAUCAAGAAGAAAGAUGAGAUCGAACGUGUUGCCAAGGCAAAUCGUUAAGGUGGGAGUUCUAUUGGUAAACGGGUCAAUUCAACAAUGGAGAAUAAAUUUUGGACAUUGUUCUUCUGAGUAUCUAUUAUUAUUAUUUCUACAUUACUUUUAGUUAUUUUUCUAAGCAGGAAAAUAGUUGUGGGAAUACAAAAAUGCUAACAAAUUUAUUUUCAGCUUUGCAAAGAUUAAAUUUAUUUGUUGGCUUGAUUCCCCUCCUUUAGCUAUGAACACAACAUUACCAAUUUGAUUCCCUCCUUCAGCUAUUAACACAACUUCUCCAAGAU
Messenger RNA from Papaver somniferum (opium poppy), 978 nucleotides. Its product is annotated as 40S ribosomal protein S5-like. The record is from RefSeq and is a predicted model, not a curated record. Lineage: Eukaryota; Viridiplantae; Streptophyta; Magnoliopsida; Ranunculales; Papaveraceae. Gene Ontology annotation, molecular function: structural constituent of ribosome; rRNA binding; mRNA binding. Bases 77 to 703 code for a protein of 208 amino acids. Gene Ontology annotation, cellular component: ribosome; cytosolic small ribosomal subunit. Gene Ontology annotation, biological process: ribosomal small subunit assembly; translation. The transcript is spliced from 4 exons.